AUGCAGAAGGCUACGCAACAAGCUCUCUACAUCCCGCCUCACAAACUAGCCGCAGCGAAGAAUUCCGGGGGCCGGAGCGACGACGAAGCCUACCAGAGACUCGCCUGGGAAGCUCUGAAGAAGAGCAUCAACGGCCUGAUCAACAAGGUCAACUCGUCGAACAUCGGCAACGUCAUCCCGGAGCUCUUCGCCGAGGACCUAAUUCGCGGCGCCGGCCUCCUGUGUCGAUCCUGCCUCAGGUCGCAGAUGGCCUCCCCGUGCUUCACCGACGUGUUCGCCGCCGUAAUCGCCGUCGUCAACUCCCGGAUCCCGGAGAUCGGAGAGCUCCUCCUGAAGCGGAUCGUCUGGCAGCUCAACAAAUCGCUCCGCUGCAACGACAAGCCCCGGCUCCUCGCGCUUGCGAAGUUCGUCGCGCACCUCGUUAACCAGCGAGUCGCGCACCACACACUCGCACUCGAGCUGCUCCACCGCCUGCUCGAAAACCCUAGCGACGACGGCGUCGAGCUCGCGGUCGCCUUCCUGACGGAAUGCGGAGCGCUCCUUCACGACCUCUCGCCGAGAGGACUGGCCGCGUGUUUCGAUCGAUUGCGCGACGUCCUGCACGAGGGGGAGAUCGACAAGCGAGUGCAGUUUCUGAUCGAAGGCCUGUUCGCAAUUCGAAAGGCGAAUUUCAGAGGUUACCCUGCGAUUCGGCCCGAGCUGGAUCUCUUGGAGGAUGACCAGCAAAUCACUCAUGAUGUUUCUCUCGACGAUUCGGGCGUCGAUCCGGAGCUAGGUCGGAAUGUGUUCAAAUUCGACCCCGACUAUGCUCUACAUGAGUCCCAAUUCGAAGCGAAAAAGAAGAGCAUUCUCGGCGAUCAGGACGAAGAAGAAGAAGAAGAAGAAGAAGAAACAUCCACCGGUUCAGAAUCUGAAUCCGACGAAUCGGAAGAAGAAGAUGAUCUCGAGAUCAAGGACAAGACCGAGACAGAAGCAGUGGAGCUCCGUCGGACCAUCUACCUGACGAUCAUGAACAGCCUGAGAUUCGAGGAGCUCGGACACAAGCUGCUCUCCCUGAACAUUGCACCAGGGCAGGAGCUGGAGAUUUGCAGGAUGCUAGUGGAGGCUUGUGCACAGGAGAAGACCUACAACCGGAUUUACGGUCUCGUAGCCCAGCGGCUCUCGAUGAUUCGCCUAGCCUACCGGGCCAAUUUCGAGAGGUGCUUCGCCGAGCAGUACUCGACGAGUCACCGGCUAGAGACGAACAAGUUGAGAAAUGUGGCCACAUUGUUCGCGCACUUGAUUGCUACGGAUGCAUUGCCGUGGGAUGUUUUGGGAUAUGUUCGGCUGACCGAGGAGGACACGAACUCGUCGUCUAGGAUCUUUGUGAAGUAUCUGUUUCAGGAGAUGACGGAGCAGCUGGGGAUUCGGAAGCUGAACGAGAGGCUGACAGAGAAUGCUGCUGUGCUGGGGGAUUCGAUUUUUCCCAAGGAUAGUACGAGGAACGCGAGGUUUUCGAUCAACUUCUUUACGCAGAUAGGGCUUGGUGGGCUGACUGAAGGGAUGAGAGAGCAUCUGAAGGAGAUGGAAAGAGUCGCCAAGGAAGAUCGAGAGAAGAAGCUUGGUGGUUCAGAUUCGGAGUCGGAGGUGGAGGAGUCGAGCUCCGAUGAUGAAGGUAGAGAUCGAAAGAGGAGGCGAAGAAAGAGCGACGGAAGAGACAGGAAAAGAAGUAGGAGAGGUUGA
Messenger RNA from Linum tenue, 1722 nucleotides. Lineage: Eukaryota; Viridiplantae; Streptophyta; Magnoliopsida; Malpighiales; Linaceae. The record is from the annotation of a GenBank genome assembly.